Messenger RNA from Aedes albopictus (Asian tiger mosquito), 1892 nucleotides. Its product is annotated as ATP-sensitive inward rectifier potassium channel 12-like. Gene Ontology annotation, cellular component: plasma membrane. Lineage: Eukaryota; Metazoa; Arthropoda; Insecta; Diptera; Culicidae. The record is from RefSeq and is a predicted model, not a curated record. Gene Ontology annotation, molecular function: inward rectifier potassium channel activity. The transcript is spliced from 3 exons. Gene Ontology annotation, biological process: regulation of monoatomic ion transmembrane transport; potassium ion import across plasma membrane. The coding region runs from base 193 to 1668 and encodes 491 amino acids.
CGGAGCGCAAACAAGUUCGGUGCCGGGCAGCCAGCAUUGCUGUGCUGAUUAGCGCUCACUCGGACGGAAACGUACCUACUCAACCGCGCCUCUGCUGCCGCUACAGCCGUACGAGAGAAUGACCAUCAGUUUAACUCAAGUGUCCGAUCGAAACGCGCGCAGUUUUAUGAAGACGACGAGCGCGACGACGCAAUGUACUCCAAUCGGUGCAGGAAUUUGAAUCUCCCGCGGAUCGAUAUAGAAGCGGCCAACACGGAUGUAGCUCAACAGCAGCAUCAGAACUUGGAGGAGACUAAGCAGUUGUUGAACAGUGCCAGAUCCGAACGGUUGAGUCCCGUGCCCAGCUGUGGGGCGUUUGGGAAAGGAUCCAGUUCACCGACGCGGUCGCCUGGAAGGAGAUUAAAAGGCUUUCGCCCCAGUGUAUUCGUCAAUCGAGCUCACAAGCGAGCGGUGUUUAAAAAUGGUUCCUGCAACAUAGCAUCCGUUACCGGGUCCAAUCGACACCUGCGCUUUCUGGUGGACCUCUUCACAACCCUGGUUGACGCACGAUGGCGCUACACGCUGAUGGUGUUUGCCCUAGGGUUCAUGGGUUCAUGGCUGUUCUUCGCCCUGCUCUACUGGUUCAUCUGCCUGGUUCACGGCGACCUGGAUGAGGAAAAUCUCCCGCACAAUCAGGAAGCAAAUGGGUGGAAACCUUGCGUUACCAACAUCUACACGUACACUUCGUGCUUCCUGUUCUCGCUGGAAACUCAGCACACCAUCGGUUACGGAAAUCGUGCCACCACCGAGGAAUGCCCGGAAGCGAUUUUUGUCAUGAGUUUGCAAUCUAUCCACGGAGUCAUGAUUCAAGCCCUACUGGCUGGUAUCAUCUUCGCCAAGAUGACCCGCCCCAAAAGUCGCUCGCAAACACUCCUAUUCUCCAAGUGCGCCGUGAUCUCUAUGCGUGACGGCGAAAUGUGCCUGAUGUUCCGCGUAGGAGAUCUACGCAAGAGUCACAUCAUCGGGGCCAACAUCCGAGCGCAGUUGAUUCGAGAAAGAUGGAGCCGCGAAGGCGAGAAUAUGCCGCAGUACCAGAAGGAGCUGGCACUGACCGUCGAUGGAUGCGGAUCGGAUUUGUUCUUCAUCUGGCCACAGGUCGUGGUACAUCGGAUUAACAGCGAUUCUCCGCUGUGGGAGCUGAGUCCAUUCGAGCUGCUGCACGAACGGUUCGAGAUCGUCGUAGUGCUGGAGGGCACCAUUGAGUCUACCGGACAGAGUACCCAAGCCCGGUCUAGCUAUCUGAACACGGAGAUCCUGUGGGGUCGGAGGUUCGAACCGGUUCUUGGCUUCAGCAAGGACAAGCAGAGUUACGUGAUCAACUUUUCCUUGUUCAACGAUACUUCACCGGUCGAGACGCCGAAUUGCUCGGCCAAGGAGUUUGCUGAGGGAACAAAUUACAACAGCAAUGAAAAUCUACUAAACAAGCCAACAUUCGAGUACGGAAGCCUGGUGGAAAAGCUAGAACAGUAUCAUGUCGAGAACGAACAGGACCUACAAAGACCGCUGAAAUCGGCCUUGAAGAGUGACAAAAAUGGUUCACCAGGGAGGCAUCCACAGACAGAGCUGGGGAAUUCCGACAGCAAAAACGGAAUUAUGACGAUCUACGACGGCGAGAGCACGGUGCUGUGAGGUGACUUUUGUAGGCAUUCACCACUGUUGUGUACGUUUGGAAGUCCGAUAGUAGGCGGAUGAGAGUGCAACAUUAUUGUAGCGUAUUGCGGUUAGCAUAAGUGUAGGAGUAAAACUGCUUGUGAGAUUUCAGUAUACAACAACGUUCAACUUUAUAUAGUUUGAUCAAUCUGCAGAAGAUAAGAAAUUAUAAUAUAAUGUAAGCAAUUCUAAACGAUAUAAAA